CUAUACUCGCACUUCUACUUCCACUUCAAAACAGAAUCAAAUAUCCACUUUCUCUCUCUCUCCCUCCACUAGAGAAAAGCUUGAACCAAAGCAAAUUCAUAUUUUGAUUCUCCUUCAAUGGCUUCCAUGUCCACCGCCUUCCCCAAAACAACUCCUUUCCUCUCUCAUCCUCUCACCAAAUCCGAUUCCCUGAUCGCAACCACCGUUUCAUUUCCCUCCAGCGCGAGAUCUCGCAGCCUCCGAAGAGCCACCCUCCGCGUACGAUCCGCGCUGAUCGAGCCAGACGGCGGGAAGCUGGUGGAGCUUGUGGUCCCGGAGACGCGACGAAGGGAGAAGAAGCACGAGGCGGCGGAUUUGCCGAGAGUGAAACUGACGGCGAUCGAUUUGCAGUGGAUGCACGUGUUGAGCGAAGGCUGGGCAAGUCCGCUUAGAGGGUUUAUGCGGGAAGCUGAGUUCCUUCAAACUCUUCAUUUCAAUUCGCUUCGUCUCGACGACGGAUCCGUCGUCAAUAUGUCUGUACCUAUCGUUCUCGCCAUCGAUGAUGAACAGAAAGCUCUAAUCGGAGAAUCUAAACGUGUCGCGCUUGUUGAUUCCGAUGAUAAUCCAAUCGCUAUUCUCAGCGACAUUGAGAUAUACAAACAUCCCAAAGAGGAAAGAAUAGCUAGAACUUGGGGCACGACCGCACCGGGCUUGCCUUUUGCGGAAGAGGCGAUAACCAAUGCUGGAAACUGGCUCAUUGGUGGUGAUCUUGAGGUUCUCGAACCUGUCAAGUACAAUGACGGGCUUGACCGUUUCAGGCUUUCGCCAUUUGAACUCCGGAAAGAGCUUGAGAAACGUGGCGCGGAUGCUGUCUUUGCGUUCCAGCUCAGGAACCCUGUUCACAACGGACACGCCCUUCUCAUGACUGACACGCGCCGGAGACUGCUUGAGAUGGGUUACAAAAACCCGAUCCUUUUGCUUCAUCCACUUGGAGGGUUCACAAAGGCGGAUGAUGUUCCUCUAAGCUGGCGAAUGAAACAGCACGAGAAGGUGCUAGAGGAUGGUGUUCUUGAUCCGGAGACGACUGUGGUUUCCAUAUUCCCAUCUCCAAUGCUUUACGCUGGUCCAACCGAAGUGCAGUGGCAUGCAAAGGCUAGGAUCAAUGCCGGUGCCAAUUUCUACAUUGUGGGUAGAGAUCCAGCUGGAAUGGGUCACCCUGUGGAGAAACGUGAUCUGUAUGAUGCUGAUCACGGGAAGAAAGUACUAAGCAUGGCUCCUGGACUCGAACGGCUCAACAUUCUUCCUUUCAGGGUUGCUGCGUAUGAUAAGACACAAGGCAAGAUGGCCUUCUUUGAUCCAUCGAGGGCUCAAGACUUCUUGUUCAUCUCUGGCACUAAGAUGCGAGGACUGGCAAAGAACAAAGAAAGCCCACCAGAUGGAUUUAUGUGCCCCGGAGGCUGGAAAGUGCUUGUUGAUUACUACGAUAGUUUGAGUCUAUCCGGAAAUGCCAGACUCCCGGAAAAGGUUCCGGUUUAAGACAAGAGUAAACCCAUUUCUUUGUUUUGCUUUACUUUGUGUUGUAAAUUAAUAACGUGGGUAGUUUCUUAAAGAUCAACAUUAUGAUCGAACUAUCUUAUUCUAAGGUUUGGAAAAAGCUUAUAUGAAAAA
Brassica napus (rape) is the source of this 1647-nucleotide messenger RNA. Its product is annotated as ATP-sulfurylase 3, chloroplastic. The transcript is spliced from 4 exons. The record is from RefSeq and is a predicted model, not a curated record. Gene Ontology annotation, molecular function: adenylylsulfate kinase activity; sulfate adenylyltransferase (ATP) activity. The coding region runs from base 118 to 1515 and encodes 465 amino acids. Gene Ontology annotation, biological process: sulfate assimilation. Lineage: Eukaryota; Viridiplantae; Streptophyta; Magnoliopsida; Brassicales; Brassicaceae.